Molecule: messenger RNA, 2441 nt
Organism: Humulus lupulus (European hop)
Lineage: Eukaryota; Viridiplantae; Streptophyta; Magnoliopsida; Rosales; Cannabaceae
Exons: 3
Coding region: 1548-2168 (206 amino acids)
Molecular function (GO): zinc ion binding; nucleic acid binding
Source: RefSeq, a predicted model, not a curated record
UUGAAAGUUAGAUGUCUGAUUUUCACAACUUGAGAAUGACUAUUUAAUUGAUUAAAAAUAAUGGAUGGCAUAUUUUAAAAAUGUAUAAGCUUGAUUUUCUUUUAGUUGAUUCCACUGACUCCUGUCGCUCCGACGAUUCCUCCUCCUCCGAUGGCGACUUCAUUCUCUACCAUGGCUUCUACGUCUUCAAAUGUCAAAGCACCGAUCGUCUUCAAACAUUCUCUAUCCAUUAAAUUGGAUGACAACAACUUCCUCCCAUGGAAGAAGCAAGUGCUCACUACCAUUAAAGGGGACGAUUCUUCAAUCUGAUUUUGGCACCUGCAAAAUUCAACAUUGAAGAAGUUGAGCUUCUCAAUCAUCCGUCUGAAGAGUAUCAAGAUUGGGAACUACAAGAUCAGCUCCUUUCGUGGAUGAUGCCCUCCAAGGGGGAAAACAUUAUCACCCGUGUCGUUGACAAUGAUACUUCUGUUCAGAUUUGGGAAGCCCUAAACAAGUACUACACGACUUAAACUUAUGCUAAGAUAAGUCAAUUUAAGACUCAGCUUUAUAACAUGAAGAAAAAUUCUUUGCCUCUGAAUGAAUAUUUGCUUCAUAUUAAGAAUUUAUUCCAUUUGUUAAAUUUGAUUGGUCACAAAACACCGCUUAAUAACGACAUUGAAGUAAUUAUUAAUGGUCUCAGUAGGGACUAAAUCUUUUAUCACUUCAAUUACCUUUAGAAUUCAACCCUAUACAGUCGGUGAGAUUGAAGCUCCGUUGAUAGCUCAAAAGGCGAGUAACGAAACAUCUGCCAAAUAGCUUGAUAUCGCAAAUGGAGAAGCUAAUCUUGUCAGUGUUAAUCGUCCUCUGGGUCCUCCGAGAAGUGUUUUCCCCCAACUCUCGUGGUGGCUAUUCCCCCAUUUUCCCCCUCACUAUGGUGCCUUUCUUCCGACUACAAGUGGAGAUGGCGAAGGUGAUUUCUAUACUAAUAGCUCUGGUGGCCGUGGCAAUGAUGGUCAUAGCAAAUGGAGCAAAAUUGGAAAUCCAAACCUCUUUGUCAGUAGUGCCAAAAACCUGGACAUACUGUGUUGCAGUGCUUCUACUGCUUUGACAAGUCUUUCUAUGGAUCAUCUCCUGCUUCAGGAUCGACUUCAACACCAAUGCAAGCACAAUCUCAUAAGUAGCUCAGAAUUUCUUGGUCAAGAUCAAAUCAUGGUUGGCAAUGGAACAGCUUUAAGCAUUCCUAGAUCUCCUGCCGUCUUGACGCUGAAAGCAACCAACCACAAGUAGUGGAUUGAAAAUAUUACGAUGAACUUGACCUUCAUGAAAAUGGACUGGCCUUGAGAAUUGAUGCACCAGCUCAACCUGCUGAUGAUGCUGCUGAGAAUGAUAAGAAAUCUUAUGAGGACUGGGAACACUCCAAUCAUUGUUGCUUGAUGCUUAUGAGAUAUCACAUGGACGAAUCCAUUCGUGAUAGUAUUCCCAAGUCUGAAAAUGCAAAGGAUUUUCUUACUGCCAUUAAGGAAAAAUAUAAGAAAUUCUCAAAGAAUGAGUAGAAUGAACACUUGAACAUGCUACAUCACACUAUUUAUGAUGGUUCAGGUGACAUUAGGGCUCACAUUGACAAGUUCAUGGGCCACUAUCAUAAACUUAAGGCCAUGGAUAUGGGCCUUGGUGAGGAUUACAUGGCGUGGUUGGUGAUGGAGAACAUUCCAUCUCAGUUUGAUUCAAUCAGAUCAAGCUACAAUGCUCAGAAGGAGCAAUGGACUGUUGGGGAGAUGUCUGCUAUUCUUGCCAAGGAAGAGGAGGACAUGAGAAAGGGAAGGGCAAGAAGUAUCUCCAUGGUGACAAAUCCCAAUAAUUCUCACAAGAAAAAGUUCACUCCUAGUAACUCUAGUGAUCAAAAGCAUCAUAAGAAGAAAACAGUUAGUUCUAAAGGGAGUGGACAGUCAGUCUCAUCUUCUAUUGGUCAUAAGAAUGAGUUUUUCAAGGGAAAAUGCAACUUUUGUCAAAACUUUGGGCACAAGAAAGCUGAUUGUCGAAAGCUCAAAGCUCACGUAGAAAAGAAAUGUAAUUAUCAUGUGAUGGUUUAUUUAGAGUCUAAUAUUAUUGAUGUGCCCUCAAAUUCUUGGUGGUUAGAUACUGGAGCCACAAUUCAUGUUACAAAUUCCUUGCAGGUAGUGACAAGUUGAAGAAGACCGAGUAGUUUGGAGCAGCAUGUGUACAUGGGAGACGAUACAAAAGUCAAAGUUGAAUUUUUAGAGAUAGUCAGAUUACAAUUGAAUACAGGACACUUCUUGGAAUUACAGGAUGUUGCUUACAUACCCUGUAUUAGGAGGAAUUUGAUUUCUGUAUCUUUUCUGGAUAGGCUGGGUUAUAGUCUUCAUUUUGGAACUAGAAAACUUAAUUUGUAUCGUGACUCUCUUUUGGUUGGCAAUGGAAUUUUAUGUGGAAACUUAUAUAAA